Molecule: messenger RNA, 4250 nt
Organism: Oncorhynchus masou masou (cherry salmon)
Lineage: Eukaryota; Metazoa; Chordata; Actinopteri; Salmoniformes; Salmonidae
Product: CREB3 regulatory factor-like
Exons: 11
Coding region: 463-1935 (490 amino acids)
Biological process (GO): regulation of transcription by RNA polymerase II; response to unfolded protein
Cellular component (GO): nucleus
Molecular function (GO): DNA-binding transcription factor activity, RNA polymerase II-specific; RNA polymerase II transcription regulatory region sequence-specific DNA binding
Source: RefSeq, a predicted model, not a curated record
CCCAAAUAUAUUUUGCGUCGAUAUACCAGAGGACCACAACAUAUCAUUAAUUCUUGUAAUUUGUGCGGUCUUGUGGAGAAGAACAUUGGUUUAUGUGGAUGUCACUUUGUUCCCCUGAUUGUAACUGCUGGAACAGUGGACGGCUGCUGGCUUCCAGAGAGCUCGCUGUCAGAACCGCGGGGCUGCGCGUUGACAGAUGACGGGGGCGCGCUUCAACAUCGGAAAAUGUGACACACCGUCCAUGCAGGAGGUGGACUCCAAUCAAGUUGUGGAAACAUCUCAAGGAUUAUCAAUGCAACCAGGAUGCACCUGAGCCCAAUUUCGAGUCUCAUAGCAAAGGGUCUGAAUACUUAAGAUGAUGUGAACUCUGACCUCUGGCGGUUGGUGUACUGAUGAUGACGAAGCUAACCGUACUAAACUUUUGACCCAUCCAACUGCCUCUGAACAGGUCCAAGCACCACCAUGCCUCAGCCAGGUAGCAGUGGGAUGGAGCCUGUCUUUGGUGAGGCCUAUGGGACCAACGGGUUAUCUGUGACCUUAGAGCCAUUCACCAUCUCUCCUACAGGGGGCAGUGCAGAGUCAGACAACUGUCCUAAGGGUGUGGUGGUGAUGUUGGGGGCCCCAGCCCUGUCCCUGUGUCGAGGCCAGCAGCCUGGAUGUGAGCUACUCAGUGAUCUCUUGGAGGAUGUGAUCACUGACGACACACACACCUCCGAGCGUCGCUGGGACAUCUCGGCCCUGGAUGACAUCACACACUACGCCAAAGGCAGCCCAGAGGGGGCACCACCGAGCUGCGAGUGCUCCUUUGUCUCACCUGAGGGAGGCAGAGAAAAACCAUGGUUAUCCCUAAGACCAGAGGACAGGCAGCCGAGGAACCCCACAGACCUCACACCCUGUGUAGGGUUGGGGGCUGGACACCUCCUCCUGGCUGGUAGAUAUCCGGAGUCCUGGAGCCAAGAGGCUGGAGGGCGGGAGAGUGAAGCUAGGGAAGGGCUGCAGCAGGUGGGGCAGGAAGAGAUGGUGCAUAACUACUCUCUACAGAGUGAGCCAGACACUGAGUCUAGUCAAGGAACAGACAGCGAUAUUGAAGAGGAGGAGAAGGAGGAAGAUGGGAAAGAGGAAGAGGAGAAGGGGACAGAAGCCAUGGAGGAAGAGAAAGGGAAGGAAGAGGAGGAGCUUCAGUCCCAUAAGAGACAAAAGAAACGCCGGCGUUACUGGGAAUGUAGCCUCUUCAGUGAGGCAGACCUGGGGAGAGAUGGAGAGAAAGAGAGAUUGAGAGCCAAAUGGAGAGAUGGAGAGAAAGAUAGACGGAGAGCCGAAGAGAGAUAUGAAGAAAGAGAUGAAGAUAAAUAUGAAGGAGAUAUAAUCUGUGGCCCUAGCACCCUACCCACCACCAUGUGCCUGAAAGAGGGGACCUCCACCAAUGGUAAGCGAGGCCAGAGAAAAGCCCGUCGUACAGAUGCCAGUGACCUGACCCCCAGCCCUGGGAAGCUACAGAGCUUGGGAGAGCAGCUCCAUACACUCAGCUCUGCUCUGGAGGGCCUGACUCCUGUCAGUGACCUGCCUGUUACUGCCAGGACCCCAACACGAAAGGAGAGGAACAAACUGGCCUCCAGAGCGUGUCGGCUGAAGAAGAAAGCCCAGCAUGAGGCCAACAAAAUCAAGCUGUGGGGUCUGAACCAGGAGUAUGAUGGCCUGUUGUGGGCAGUGCUGCAGAUAAAGGAGCUGAUCCGCCAGAGAGUGGAGAGCAGAGAGGAAGACAUAGGGAGAGGAGGUCUGAGAGAGAGACUGGAGGACAUUCUGAAGGAAUCAGCUGGGCCACGUGUAGCAGGACGAGGCAAAGCGUUUGUGGAGAGGAUCUUGAAGAACCCUGCCGGGGGACAGAGCACCAGAGAGACUAAGGGAGAAGGAGGGUCAUCAGACCCUAGCCACUAACCUCUUCUCCCCACCAGAGUCACUAUCCCGCCCCUUCUUGCUUCACUUUGCACUUUCUAACAUGGAGAGAAGGUAGGAUAGGCAGGCAGGCAGGCAGACAGACAGAUAGAGAGCAUCUGCUGUGCCUCUAGCUGUUACAGUAUAGCUGAUGAGUGUCUCAGAACAUUAACGUCUGGCAUGUUUGUUUAAGAUUGUGUGCAUAAUUCCAGUGUAUCUAUUGCAUUAUGUACUAUAGUGUAUACCAUCGUGCCUAAAGGAGGACACUGUGUGCUGCUAGCUAGUCGUAGUUAUACACUAUUAUGGAAGAACAGGGAGAGGAGUGACAGUGAGUAUGGUGCUUAUAACAGUGGACAUGAUGACUAAGCUGUUUAUCUUGAUGUCCAUUUUGAAUCGUACUGUAAACCAAAAGUGCAUAGAUAAACAGACAGACAGGGGGAAGGACUUUGGCAUCACGUGAAUGUUGCACAGUGCUUCUCAAAGAUGCUGAAUGCUGCUUGCAUGGUCGUUUUAUAUGUCUCUGCAUUCCUUAAAGUAAAUUAUGUUUCUCUACAGAUCCUCUUUAAAACUGAUGUCAUAAUGUACUGUACUUCUCUACAGAGGAACCUGUGUAGAGGAUAAAAAUAACCUUAAACCAGGGAAACUCCCGUCCUCAGGAGGGCCCUGUGUUUUCUGGUUUAUUUUCUUCCUGCAAAUCAGUGACUGGACUGCUACCUGGGAAACCUGGCCCCAUGUUCACAAAGAGUCUCGGGGUGCUGAUCUAGGAUCAGUAGAUCAUAAUUAAUAGGAUUACAUGGACGGGGGGGACCUAAUCCUAGAUCAGCAUUCCUUCCCUGAGACACUUUUUUAACAUGGGCCCAGGCGUGUCUUCUCUCGGCAAUGAGUGAUUAAGUGCCACAGGGAGAAGAGAGAACAGCACUGCACCCCUGAUUACUAUAGUUGUCCAUCCAUGUCCUAAACCCACAGUACUGUAACUGUUAGAGUGAUCCACAUCAAUGGUUUCAAAUCUGAUUAAUAUAUUUCAUAUAUCUGAUUAAUCUAUCUGAUUUUUCAUCUGAUUCAUCUAUAUAGGUCCACUGUGCUUUUUGUAGCCUGUGCCUUUGAAUGGUCUUUGAGAGCAAUAUAUUAAUACGCACACCACCACAUCUUUCUCUGCUUCUCUUUGUGCUGCUGAGAAUAUAGAAAACACAACUCAUUCAGAGACAACAAAUACCCUCCCAUACAAACCUAAACGUUUACUAUUCUCUCAUUUGCAAAAUGGCCAAUGUGAUUUUUGAGAGGAAAGGUGUAGUGUGGCCAUUCGGUCAGUAUAGUCCCUAUAAUCCCAAGCCUGUAUUCAUAAAGCAUCUUAAAAUGCUGAUCUACGAUCAUUUUAGAUCAUGAUGAAUCAGAUUACCUGGACGGGGGGGACCUGAUCCUAGAUCAGCUUUUAUUUACAUUUAAGUCAAGCCAGCUAGAUGUGACACUCCUACUCUAGGACUCUUUAUGGAUAUGGACCCAGAGCUUUACUUCACUCUAAGUCCUGUCAUUGCACUUCAUGUACUUGAAUGUAGGAGCACAGUAGUCUAUUUACUUGAAAGAUGGAGCACAUUGAGAAAUACAAGGCCCUGCUUCAGUAUAUUACUGACACAGCAGGGGUCAUGAACUGCCCAGCCACAGUUCUUGGCAAUAAUCCUCAAUUGGAUGGAUGAGUGACCAUAUCCUCAAUUGGAUGGAUGAGUGACCAUAUCCUCAAUUGGAUGGACGAGUGACCAUAUCCUCAAUUGGAUGGACGAGUGACCAUAUCCUCAAUUGGAUGGAUGAGUGACCAUAUCCUCAAUUAAUCCCCAACAAUAAUGGUACUGUUCAUAAAAGUAUUAUGUCUUAACAUGCGUGCACAAACACACACAUGAAAACGAAGUGAUACAAAAAAUAACGUCAUAUAGAUGAUCAUAACUAAUAAUUGAGAAGUUUGCACAUUUAUUGAAUUUAUAGAUUUUGAAGAAGUGCUGUAUAUCAUGAUCAAGGGAACAGAUUUUCCUGGGAAAUGAACAUGUAUGGAGUUAUAGGCCGUAACAGACCAGGCCUUAACAGACCAGGCCUUAACAGACCAGUUAUAGGCCUUAACAGACCAGUUAUAGGCCUUAAAAGCCCAGGCCUUAACAGACCAGUUAUCGGCCUUAACAGACCAGGCCUUAACAGACCAGGCCUUAACAUACCAGUUAUAGGCCUUAACAGACCAGUUAUAGGCCUUAACAGACCAGGCCUUAACAGACCAGGCCUUAACAGACCAGGCCUUAACAUACCAGUUAUAGGCCUUAACAGACCAGUUAUAGGCC